CAUUCGAUUGACUGCUACUGUGCUAAAUUCAGGAUUGUCAACCGCGUGAAUAUAACUCCUCCACGGAUAUUUGGAUUCUCUCUCCAUAGCAACAGAGCGUCGGGACCCAGCUGGGGAGUGUUUUAUCUAGCUCUGCUCUGCCGACGAAUGGCAGAGCAGAGCACAGGGAGGUAGAGACAGAAUUUAAAAAAACUUGCAUUCACUUCAGCUGUGUUACUGUGCGAUUGUCUCUCUUAGAUCAGCAGGCAGAUCGACAAGCAUUUCCACGCAGAUACCAGAGACAAAUGGAGAGAUGCAACAAUUUCACUCUUCACUUGAUCUGCCUGAGACUGAAUCACCCCAGCGCGUAUCCUUUUGUGUCAGAGACCCAUGUGUCCUCCUCAAUCAAUCCCCCAAGACCGACUGUGGGUUAACCCGGCAGACAGAGCCCCCUCCUCAGCCUCCCUCUCCCUGUCUGUGCCUCUAAUGUUGCUCUGUUCCUGCUUUGCCAGUUUCUAUUUACCCCAGCUAAGUAACCUUCCUCUUUCUGCAAAGCUCUCGCCCUUACUCUCGCUGUCUCCCUCUCACUGCUUGCUAUCUCCCUACCCUAGCUUCUUCAAAGCCAGCAGCUUGCUUUUCUCUCCAGGCUGCUUGCUACAUGAUCUCUUGGAAAACAGUGCUCGAGGCUGCUCUCUCGCUGCUCGAUGCCGGAGCUCUCUCAGAUUUUCAUCUCAAGAACGUCAAGAUGCUCCUGCAGAGGGAUUGAUCCCACCUUUUCCCCUCUUGUUCUCCCCUUCCCCUCCCCUUUCCUAAUCUCCUGACCUCUGACCCUCACGCCCCCUUCUCUUUCCAGACACCCCUUCCCAUUCUUCCUCACCCCAAGUCUCCACUCCUCCUCUCUGCGCUUACCCUGUUGACCAUGUUGCCAUGUGUCUGCUGGCUCCAGCCUCUCGUCUUGCUGUCCUCUGUCUUACGGGCUCAGGGGGAAAACUGCCCAGCGAGCUGCCUGUGCCCGGAUCCCCACACUGUGGACUGCAGCGGCCGUGGACUCACCCGUCUUCCCGAUGAGAUCCCCUUGGACGUCCGCAGGCUCCUUCUGUCUGACAACUGGAUCCCCCGCAUUCCCUCUGACUUCCUAGUGCUCUACAGUGACCUGGUCUACCUGGACCUGCGGAACAACGCUCUGUCCCACAUCGAGCCGGGCACCCUCAGCACCUCUUCCAGGCUGGUGUUUCUGGACUUAGGCAGCAACAACCUGACUGACAUCCCCUCGGGCACCUUUGGGCAGUCCCGUAGCCUGAUCAAACUUCGCCUGAGUAACAACCCCUAUCUGAGCAUGGUCAACGAGGACGCGUUCCUGGGCCUCACCUCGUUGCGUGAACUGGAGCUGGAGCGUAAUGCCCUGUCUGGCCUUCAGGUGGGGGCGCUGAGCCAGUUGCCCUCUUUACGGGUGGUGAGGCUGGAGGGCAACCCUUGGGUGUGCAACUGCAACUUUGCCAACCUGUUUGCAUGGCUGGAGGAAAACAGUCACAAGCUUCCAAAUGGAGUGGAGGGCAUAGAGUGUUCACUACCCAUGGAUGGCAGACAGGUGUCCCUGAGCCAGCUCUCACAGGACAGCUUCCGGGAGUGCCAGAUCACCCUUACCUUAACAGACUUACUUAUCAUCAUCUUCUCCGGCAUCUCUGUGUCUGUAGUGGCCAUCAUGACCAGCUUUUUCCUGGCCUCCAUUGUCCACUGUUUCCAACGUACAAGCAAAACCUCUAAGGGAGAUGAGGAGGAGAGUGAGGAGUGAGACUGUCUUAGCCCCAGAGCAUGCCUGAACUGACACUUCAUCUGGUUCAACCUUGAGACCAGGCUGCUGCCCAACAACAACUUUCCACCUCACACUGGUAGAGAACUGGGAGAGGGAUAGACUGUUUUAGUGGCACAUUUUGCAGUGGAUUGUGGGGUUUUAUAGGAGCCCUGAUAUUGCAGGAGAUAUUGUCCUCUCUAGGUGGGAAAAAUAUAUAAACAUGUCCCAGUAUGAAUUAUAGUCACAGACAGAAUAUACAAUACUCUCUGUCUGUGCUGUUGACAGUAUACACUCUUAGAAGUAAAAAGGUCUGGAAUAUCUUUUUGGGGUUAAAAAAAUUGCCACAGAGGUGGAACCUUUCCCGUUCAAAAAGGUUCCCUGAGGAACCCCUCUGAAAAGAUUAUUUGAAGAACCCUUUGCUACAUUGAAACAUUAAAGGUUCCUCCAAGAACGUCUCAACUAACCAAAGGUGCAAGUAUGAACCAUUGACCAUCAAUGCUUCCUUGAGGAACUCCAAGCAUUCCUUGGGGAUCGCCAGGGUUACGGAAGUCUCCACUAAUUCUAAGAGUGUACUGUGGUUGCUCUUUGAAAAAAUACUGUAUAGCUCUGUUAUACACACAAAUUAACUGGUGGCUGAUGAUUCCAUAGGAACACCAAGAUGUAGAAAAAAUCUCAAACAAUGUUUAGAAAGAAUUGCACGUUUUGCAGUUAGCUUUUCGGUGCCCAGACUCAAACAAAGACAUGCAUUCUUUGACGAAACAUCUCCAAUCAACAGUGGAUGAACAGAAGAGAAAAGCAAAUAAUACAGACUUUACAGGAAAACUAUUUAAAUUUUAGGUUUGACAUUUUUACAUCUUAAAGAUGUUUAUACAGUCAUCAAACUGUGAAUAAUUGUGAAAUGUAUUAACAGCACCAGCUAUAAGUAGCAGCAGGCACUUUUAAAGCCCAAAAUGAAUGCACUGAGCAAGUGAAAACGUUUGUAGGAGGAUACUGUAUGUGUCAUAUUGAACCAGGGCCUUAGACUGCCAGCCAUGUAAAACACAUGAUACACUAUAUGGAGUGUCCUACCUUCUCAAGGAGGUUUUCAACAUGUUUUAUUCUGAGAUUGCUUCACAAGUUAGCUAGCAUUCUACAAAAAUGGCUUUGCUGUUUCAGCAUGCGAUAGUGAUUCAGGGCAGCAGCCUGGGUAAGAGGGGUGUGAUGUGAUGGACAAUAUAAUGAAUCUGACACAUGCAGAUAGACUCCGAUGUAUAGGUCUACAAAUGGUUUUAUAUACAAUAUAUCUCCACAAAUGUCUGUGUCGAUGGAAAUAUAGUAAGCAAAAUGUUAGACAAAGAGGAUAAAUGUUUCCUAGAUUGAGAAUUGUGAAUUGUGUAAAAUUCCAUGCAUAUAUUCUCAUAAACAAUGAGAAUUAAAUAGGAUUGAUGUGUCAAAUACUGCACUUUAAAUGGUGACCAUUGUACCUGAGUUUGGCCCAUAAAUUUAUAGAGUGGACUAGUGUUACCUAUAUCUGCCAAAGAUUAGGUGUAGAGGAAAUUGGUAUUAGGAACUUACAUGUGGAUUAUGUUGUGUACAGUGUAGGAGAGUUGGUCUUUAAAAGGAAUCUGCAGUAUAACCAAAUAUUUUAUCAAUGUAAUUGUAAAAUCACUUAUUUAUGGUCUCCAUGCAGAUUGCAAAUUGCCUCAAACCUUGGAUAGGUUGCCUAUUCAAAAUUAUCAUUCCAGCUACUGGUGUUCCCUCAAAUGCAAAGAAAAAUUACAUUAUAUACAGUACCAGUAAAAAGAUUGGACACGUACUUAUUCAAGGGUUUUUCUUUCUUUCUUUUUUACUAUUUUCUACACUGUAGAAUAAUAGGGAAGACAUCAAAGCUAUGAAAUAACAUAUGGAAUCAUGUUGUAACCAAAAAAAGUGUUUAACAAAUCAAAACAUAUUUAUAUUUGAGAUUCUUCAAAGUAGCCAAACUUUGCCUUGAUGACAGCUUUGCACACUCUUGGCAUUCUCUUAACCAGCUUCAUGAGGAAUGCUUUUCCAAGGAGGGAGUUCCAACAUAUACUGACACUUGUUGGCUGCUUUUCCUACACUCAUCCCAAACCAUCUCAAUUGGGUUGAGGUCGGGUGAUUGUGGAAGCCAGGUCAUCUGAUGCAGCAAUCCAUCACGCUCCUUCUUGGUCAAAUAUCCCUUACACAGCCUGGAGGGGUGUUUUGGUUCAUUGUUCUGUUGAAAAACAAAUUAUAGUAACACUAUGUGCAAACCAGAUGGGAUGGCGUAUUGCUGCAGAAUGCUGUGGUAGCCAUAAUUGGUUAAGUGUGUCUUGAAUUCUAAAUAAAACACUGAGAGUUUCACAAGCAAAGUACCCCAACACCAUCACACCUCCUCCUCCAUGCUUCACGGUGGGAACCACACAUGCGGAGAUAAUCUGUUCACCUUCUCUGCGUCUCACAAAGACAUGGCGGUUCGAACCAAAAAUCUCAAAUUUGGACUCAUCAGACCAAAGGACAGAUUUCCAUCGGUCUAAUGUACAUUGCUCGUGUUUCUUGGCCCAAGCAAGUCUCUUCUUCUUAUUGGUGUCCUUUAGUAGUGGUUUCUUUGCAGCAGUUCGACCAUGGAGGCCUGAUUCACACAGUGUCUGUUACUUGAACUCUGUGAAACAUUUAUUUGGGCUGAAAUUGUCAUGGUUCAACUUGUCAACAGAGGGCGUCAGAGACCAUCCUAGAGACAAUUAUGACACUUCAGUGCACUCUAUUAGUCAUUAUGAUUUCCCCUUUAAAAGAGGUGUGUUUUCCGUUUCUCUUUACAGAAGAUUGAAUUGUUUACCAUGUGCUUUUGUUUCCUGAGUGAGUUUUAGAGACUUAGUAUUUGUUUGUUUUUUCCAGUGUACUGUGAUCCUGUGGCUACUGUUUCUCAGUAAAGUAUUUAUGUUUAUCCUUAACCACUGAUGGUUAUAUAUAUUUUUUUAUUAAAUGAUCGUGAUUCACCGAAUUGGGGUUGGAAGGAGCACAGAUGUUUCACUGUGGGGGUAGUCCUGAAUCAGGACAAGGGGUGACAGUGAAGGGUGGGGGAUACAAAUAUUGGUUAAGGGUAUAGUAAUUGAUGCAGGGAAUCUUGUUGGGUCUGGUCUCUUCUCUGCAUCUGGGUCCAACCUCGCCAUGUCAGAGCAAUAUGAGGUGCUGUUAACUCUAAUGAACUUAUCCUCUGCAACAGAGGUAACUCUGGGUUCCUCCUUUCCUGUGGCGUUCCUCGUGAGAGCCCGAUUCAUCAUAGCGCUUGAUGGUUUUUGCGACUGCGCUGGAAGAAACUUUUAAAGUUCUUAAUUUUCCGGAUUGACUGACCUUCAUGUCUUAAAGUAAUGAUUUGCUGUUGUUUCUCUUUGCUUAUUUGAGCUGUUUUUGCCAUAACAUGGACUUUGCCAUUUACCAAACAGUUUAUCUUCUGUAUACCACCCCUACCUUGUCACAACACAACAAAUUGGCUCAAAUGCAUUUAAGAAAGAAAGAAAUCCCGCAAAUGAACUUAUAACAAGGCACACCUGUAAAUUUAAAUGCAUUCCAGGUGAAGCUAGUUGAGAGAAUGCCAAGAGGGUGCAAAGCUGUCAUCAACGUGAAGGGUGGCUACUUUGAAGAAUCUGUUAAACACUUUUGUUGGUUACUACAUGAUUCCAUAAGUGUCAUUUCAUAGUUUUACUGUCUUCACUAUUAUUUUAUAAUGUAGAAAAUAGUAAAAAUAAGGAAAAACCCUUGAAUCAGUAGAUGUGUCCAUACUUUUGACUGAUUAAAUAUAUACUACCGUUCAAAAGUUUGGGGUCACUUUGAAAUGUCCUUGUUUUUUAAAGAAAAGCAUUUUUUUUUGUCCGUUAAAAUAACAGAAAUACAGUGUAGACAUUGUUAAUGUUGUAAAUGACUAUUGUAGCUGGAAACAGCAUAUUUUUAAUGGAAUAUCUACAUAGGCGUACAGAGGCUCAUUAUCAGCAACCAUCACUCCUGUGUUCCAAUGGCACAUUAUAUUAGCUAAUCCAAGUUUGUCAUUUUAAAAGGUUAAUUGAUCAUUAGAAAACCCUUUUGAAAUUAUGUUAGCACAGCUGAAAACUGUUGUUGUCACAGUCGUAAAGAGGAGACCAAAGCGCAGCGUGAUUAGAAUACAUGUUAUACAUUUUAAUAAAGACGGACACUAAACAAACAACAAAACAACAAAACAAUAACCCAAGAAAUACCCAAAGAAGAUGGCUGCCUAAAUAUGGUUCCCAAUCAGAGACAACGAUAAACACCUGCCUCUAAUUGAGAACCAAUCUAGGCAACCAUAGACACAUAUAAAACACCUGGAUGAUAAACAACUCCAUAAACCUACAAAACCCUAGACAGGGCGUGACAGUUGUGCUGAUUAAAGAAGCAAUAAAACUGGCCUUUUUUAUACUAGUUGAGUAUCUUGAGCAUCAGCAUUUGUGGGCUCGAUUACAGGCUCAAAAAGUUCAGAAACAAAGGACUUUCUUCUGAAACUUGUUAGUCUAUUCUUGUGCUGAGAAAUUAAGGCUAUUCCAUGUGAGAAAUUGCCAAGAAACUGAAGAUCUUGUAAACGUGGUGUGCUACUCCCUUCACAGAACAGCGCAAACUGGCUCUAAUCAGAAUAGAAUGAGGAGUGGGAGGCCCCGGUGCACAACUAAGCAAGAGGACAAGGAGAUUACAGUGUCUAGUUUGAGAAACAGACAACUCAAAGGUCCUCAAUUGGCAGCUUUAUUAAAUAGUACCCGCAAAACACCAGUCUAAAUAUCAACAGUGAAGAGGUGAAAACGGGAUGCUGGCCUUCUUUCUGAAACAUUAUAUUUACAUAAGUAUUCAGACCCUUUACUCAGUACUUUGUUGAAGCUAUUUUGGCAGCAAUUACAGCCCCAAGUCUUCUUGGGUAUGAGACUACAAGCUUGGCACACCUGUAUAUGGGGAGUUUCUCCCGUUCUUCUCUGCAGAUCCUCUCAAGCUUUGUCUGGUUGGAUGGGGAGUGACGCUCCACAGCUAUUUCAGGUAUCUCCAGAGAUAUUUGAUCAGGUUCAAGUGCGUACUCUGGCUGGGCCACUAAAGGACUUUCAAGGAGACUUGUCCUGAAGCCAUUCCUGCAUUGUCUUGGCUGUGUGCUUAGGGUCGUUGUCCUGAUGGAAGGUGAACUUUCACCCCAGUCUGAUAUCCUGAGCGAGCUGGAGCAAGUUUUCAUCAAGUAUCUCUCUGUACUUUGCUCCGUUCAUCUUUCCCUCGAUCAUGACUAGUCUCCCAGUCCCUACCGAUGAAAAACGUCCUCACUGCAUGAUGCUGCCACCACCAUGAUUCACUGUAGGGAUGUUACCAUGUUUCCUCCAGACGUGACUCUUGGCAUUUAGGCCAAAGAGUUCAAUCUCGGUUUCAUCAGACCAGAGAAUUUUGUUUGUCAUGAAAAGCCCUCAUUUCAGCAAACUCCAAGUAGCCUGUCAUGUGUCUUUUCCUGAGGAGUGGAUUCCGUCUGGCCACUCUACCAUAAAGACCUGAUUGGAGUGCUGCAGAGAUGGUUGUCCUUCUAGAAGGUUAUUUUUCUUGGUCACCUCCCUGACCAAGGCCCUUCUUCCCCGAUUGCUAAGUUUGGCCGGAAGAGCUCAAGGUAGGAAGAGUCUUUGUGGUUCCAAAUGUUUUCCAUUUAAGAAUGAGAGAGGCCACUGUGUUUUGGGGGACCUUCAAUGCUGCAGACUUUUUUUGAUACCAUUCCCCAGAUCUGUGCCUCGACACAAUCCUGUCUCUGAGUUCUACGAACAAGUCCUUCGACCUAAUGGCUUGAUAUUUGCUCUGACAUGCUCUGUCUACUGUGGGACCUUAUAUAGACAGGUGUGUGACUUUCCAAAUCCAGUCCAAUAACUGUAAUUUACGACAGGUGGACUCCAAUCAAUUUGUAGAAAAAUCUCAAGGAUGAUCAAUGGAAACAGGAUGCGCCUGAACUCAAUUUCGAGAGUCAUAGCAAAGAGUCUGAAUACUUAUGUACUAGUCAAAAGUUUAGACACAUGUACUCAUUCCAGGGUUUUUCUUUAUAUUUACUAUUUUCCACAUUGUAGAAUAAUAGUGAAGACAUCAAAACUAUGAAAUAACACAUAUGGAAUCAUGUAGUAAGCAACAUAAUUGUUAAACAAGUCAAAAUACAUUUUAGAUUAUUCAAAUUAGCCACCCUUUUGACUUGAUAACAGCUUUGCACACUGAUUAGAAUCAAUGUGCCCCAUACACUUUUAGCACAGAGAAUUCAUAUAAAAGGAAUAGUUAAGAGCUCUCAGACACCGCCGUUGGUUGUUGAUUAUGUACUGAUUUCUUUUCUUCAAUGGGAUAGGUUGAUCAGUAGAAUAUAUUCUAGGAAGAUUCUAGUUCAUAUUUACAACCCUCAGAUGAUAGUUUUUCAUCCUCUGAAUAUGAUGUCUCCUAUCAUUAGUGUUGGUUGCCAAGGACAGCAGGGAAGAUGAAGUUCAUAUAUUUUUUGGGCAACUACAUAAAUGUUUUAUUAUAGUUAGUUAUAUGUCCAUCAUACGCCAUGUAGUAUAACAUAGAUAUGUGUUACCAAUAUGUCUGUUUAGGCAGUUUCCUAUGAACAUAGCCUGGUGCAUGAAGUAACGAUAAUAGCAAUCUGUUAAUUGUCAAGCAUGUUUGUCAUUCAUCAUAUUCAAUAUAAAGGCAAUUAAUUAUCCUGACUAAUAAUCCACCACCACCACAGUGGGCAAUGUGAAAGUUAUUGUUUUUCUUUUUACCAUGAAUAAGUAACAAUGUGUAAUAGCGGAUAUAUCUUACAUGAAUCCUUAGAAUAUUGGAAGUUGAGGUCCUAAGAGCCACAGAAAUACACCUUGCAAGUACCGCAGAUUACUUCUAACUACCAUGUAGUUACAGUGAAAUUCAUUACAAAUAUUUUUGUUAGCUUUGAGACAUUUUCAGCAUGUCGUUUAUUUAAUUAUUUUGAUUAUUUGUAAGUUAACGAAUUUAUCAUUAGAUACAAACAAAGAAGCAUGUAACCCUAGUUUUUAAUUCUGAUUUCCAGAUUAAUUUGUAUAGUUUUCUAUUAAAGUUUAUGGGAUGCAAGUCUACUGUGUUUUCACAUAUCACAUGGGAGGUCCCCUGGCUGUCUGUGCCAGUUCACCUAAACAAUGGUUGUAUAACCGUGAAGAACACGUCAUCAAUGGAUACUCUCCUAUGUGUUUAUCUCGACAUCAAAUGAGACGUCACUCCACUUAAUGUUGAAAAAGUCGAAAGAGGUUUCAAGGCUAUUGAAACCAUUUGUAUGUUUGCAAACAUUUGAAAGGUGUGAGUUGUGUGAAUCCAUGUCAUAAAGAUUGUAACAAUGGUUUGUCAGUGUGAAGACUGUCUAAAACCAUACGAGACAAAGUCAGUUAGGCUUCGUCUGUAUUUGUAAUGUUACCAGACCUGUAAGCCUUCUCGCGUAAAGGCGUACUAUUUUGCUCAUGUCAUUACAUUUUUCUCUCAGGCUGUGUAAUCUUGUGUUAAGUACAUAAAUCAUUA
Molecule: messenger RNA, 9271 nt
Organism: Oncorhynchus keta (chum salmon)
Lineage: Eukaryota; Metazoa; Chordata; Actinopteri; Salmoniformes; Salmonidae
Product: leucine-rich repeat-containing protein 38-like
Exons: 2
Coding region: 899-1771 (290 amino acids)
Cellular component (GO): voltage-gated potassium channel complex
Molecular function (GO): potassium channel activator activity; transmembrane transporter binding; voltage-gated potassium channel activity
Source: RefSeq, a predicted model, not a curated record